Messenger RNA from Chlamydomonas reinhardtii, 1689 nucleotides. RefSeq lists its product as uncharacterized. The record is from RefSeq and is a predicted model, not a curated record. The transcript has 7 exons. NCBI's taxonomy places the organism in Eukaryota, Viridiplantae, Chlorophyta, Chlorophyceae, Chlamydomonadales, Chlamydomonadaceae. Bases 99 to 962 code for a protein of 287 amino acids.
UGCAAGACUUAUCCUGCGGUCCACAACAAAGCACAUUUGGCAUUAGACUCGGCAUGCAAGCGUCUGAAACCUAAACUGCUUACACCACGUAGUCAGAGAUGUCCUCAAUAUCUUCAUUUCACAGCGCACAUGCACAAUCGUGUUUAGGGCGACCGGCGGGCUUGGGAACGUGGUCGCGACCAGCUCGGCGACGCGGCGACUUGGCGACGCGUGCAUUUAGGACCGUUCACGUCAUUCGGCCUGUGGAACUUGAUGGUUCUUUUUGUGACAGCUCGGGUCACGGCGCACCAACAGCAGCACAGCUGGCGGCCGCUGUCGCGGCGUUGUCACCACGCCCGGAGGUACUGUUGGUGGCGCCUCACCGCCGCUGCCUGCACACGGCCGCUGUGGCGCUUGCGGGCCGGAGCCCGGGUGAGGAGCCGCCCAGAGUGGAGAUCGAGCCGCUGCUGCGCUCCCAGGGCGCCGCCGGCGUGAUGGUCGCCAGCCGUGAGGUGGCGGCGCAAUAUCCGGGCGUGUCGUUGCCCGCCUGUAUGGCGCAAGACGGCUGGUGGCGGCUGGCGGCGGCGGCGGACGGCGAGGGGGCGUCGACUGCUGCUGCCGAUGGACCAGUUGCGACACGGGAGCUGGAUCCAGAGCCGGAGCCGGCAGCAGCAGCGGGAACAGCAGGCGGCGCGGCAGCGGCGGCAGCGGCAGCAGCAGCGGCAGCAGCGGCAGGAGCCGCACCGUCGGGGACGGGGCGGGCAGCAGUGGCGGUGGUGGAGGCGGAGGCGGAGGCGGAGUUGGGGGAAACGGAAGCCUGUUUCGCCCACCGGCUGGUGCGGCUGCGUCAGGCGCUGGCUGACCGGCCGGCGCGGGUGGUGGCACUGCUGGCGGAGGACGAGCGGCUCACGGCCACGGUGCGUAUGGAGCUGUUCUGCAGCCGCUGCCGCUGCGGCGCGUGCUGGGCGCCCGCCAAGUGGUGACACGCACACGUGCGCGGGCGGGCGGCGUGACGGGGGCCUGGGUGCCUUGCGACGGGGCGGUUAUUAGUGACGUGGCAGAGGAAGCAUAGGUGCGACGGGGCGGGUGGUGGUGGUGGUGCAUUUCCGCCGAUGCAGCAGGUGCAGGAUGCACGAGGUGUGUGCGACACCAGCAGGGCCUUACACAUCUGCUGCCUGCAUUGGCUCAGCCUGCUGUUCCUGAUGAUGAGGACACGGCCGCCUGCACUUCCACAGCUGCCUGCAUUUGCACGGGCUGCUUUCGAUGAUGAGGACACGGCCGCGGUUGAGGCCGUGGCGGGCCGCCGCCGGCUGCUUGACAGGAGCGGGGCGUGCAGUGUGUAGGUGUUAACGGAGCGUGCAAGCAUGCAUACAUGGUGAAAGAGGAGAUGUGCUUUGGGCGCAGGGCGGCGGACUGCGUGAUGAACGGCUGGCAGAACCAAUGGAACUACCGUAGCUGAAAGCCUGUAGCGGUCAACCCAUAAUGUGCCAGUAAUAUGUACCGAGAUCAGGUAGUAGGUGUGGAGUGUGGGUGAGCAUGCAGGGCGGUGCAAGAGCUGUGACAUCUGUCUUGUUGAAUCCCAGACGUGACCGAAAUUGCCAGAGCCAGGAGCAUACCCCACAUAAUGUACACUAAAUUUGAAAUGGCGAGCACAGUCAGUUGUAUCCACGGACAAGUCUCAAACCGGCACCGAUGUCUGUUACUAUCGGA